GAGAGAUGGCCGUUGGAGAGGCGACAGGGAAGGCGACUGGCGAUGGUGAGACCGAUCUGGGCUCUCCAACGUCGGAGGUGAUCUCGCCGGCCGCCGUCAACAAAGGAAAUCCACAGAAGGUUCCUUUGAGUCGUUUCUGGGUUCUGGAGUCAGACGAAGAUGAAGAUGGUGUCGAUGGUGAGGAACUACCGCCCACGAGUUGCUGCAGCGACAGAUCCCUGAGAUACCUCUGUCGCUCGCCGUCUCCGGUAAGCACGAGAGAUAUUUCGGAGGAGCCGCUCGAGCUCGCUCGUCGUGCACAGCGGAGGAUCGAGAGGCAACGGCUGCAACGGCAGGCGGCGCUAGCGUUUUCUUCUUCGACGUCCGUAUCACCAGAAGGUAAGUCUUAUGCUUGUCGUGAGAUACAAAAAGAGAAACCAGAGAUUGCAAAAUCGAAAGACCAACAGUUUCUUCCUGUUCUGGAGCCUACAAUUUUCCCAGAUGAUUUGAGUGGUCCUUGGACGGUUGUUCGUCGGCGGCGCUGGUCGUCGAUGAUCAACAAAAGGAAAGGUAUCGCGUGGCGAUCGCUGGAUCCGAAAAUCACGCAGAUUUCAAACAAUCGAGGAGAGUUGGGCCGUCAUGGGCUGCAGGCCAUUGGGUCUACACGCAUGACAAACCUGGACUCAAGAACCUCCAGCGAUUCCGAUCGUACGUUUACCCCUAAACCCCUGCCGAACAUUGUCGCUGGACAAGCCUUUCGGCACCUGCUAGGGUUUGCUUGGUCGAGGAUUCGAUCUGGGCAGAGUUUCGUCACAGACCAGCGGAGCUCCGGCAUGAAUGGCGAUGGCGGGCGUGGUGGUUUUAACCAAGGUCGUGGCUACCAGGGCAGGAACUUCAAUCCAGCGUAUGCUGGUCGAGGUGCUGGCCGUGGACGUUUUCCACCUGGAGGCGGUGGUGGAGGCUCUGGUCCAAGUGGAGGUCGCUUCACCGGCAACAACAACAGGUCAGGUUUCUUCCAGGGAGAAUCAAGUGGCACGGUUGGGAAUCGAGAUGAUUUUGGGGGAGGCGAUUUCCAAGAAAGUCGUGGAGGUAAUCUGCCCAAUUUUCGUCGUGGUUCCAAUUCAAAUAAUAAUUUCAGAAAUACCACUGGUUAUGCUGGGAAUCAAAGCGGGAGGCUUUAUAAUGGCAACAACAAUCUGCGUUCUAAUGGAUACAAUGGUCGUUUUGCGGAUGGAAGAAGUGCUUUUAAUGGGAACAAUGGGAGUGCAAAUUAUAAUAGAGCCAGUGGUAACACAGGGGCUAAUGUCCGAGGAAGCAGUGGGGUGGAUGAUGCUUUUUUACAUAAGACAGUAGCAGCUGUUGUGGCAGCGGUUACUGCUGCUCAAAAGCCACCGGGUUUUUUUUCCUCAGCCUGCGUCGGUGGUCCGGGGAGAUGUAUCAAAUGCAAAUCCUGAAAGUGCACCAUCUGGAGUGGUGCCUCAAGGUGGUGAUUUGAAUGCUGAGCCUGUGAUGCAACCUGUGGAGCCUCAAGCUCAAGCUCAGGAGAAAAUACUACAGGCUGAUGUACCCAACCAAAAGGAUGUGGAGGGGGCUGGUCCAGCAAAAAAGAAGAAGAUCGACAAAAACGGAUGUUUUAGAUGCAAAAAGCCGGGGCACUUGAUUGAUGAUUGCGCUAUACCUUACUGUCUGUAUUGUGAAUCCAUUAAUCACGAGUCAGCGGAAUGUCAGUUGCUGAAGGCUCCGAAACCGUCUGUAACUCUACAUGGCUAUGAUUGUGAAGAAUUGAUGUUCUUUGAACUUGCAUGCGCAGGGACAUACAAGCCAAAGGUGGAGAACCCAAGGCUUGCAAAGGUUACGGUUGAGGGUGAAACGAUGACAAUACCGGACAUAAUAGAAAAUCUGAAGCGAAUAGUGCCAUAUGAUAAUUUCAACUGGGAAGUGUAUCAUUUUCAGAACAAUAUUUACAGGGUUAAAUGCCCAAACAGAAAUGAAGUCCAGAGAUUGAAAAAUUUCGGUAUUUAUAUAUGUCCUGGUAGGCCAUCUGAGAUGAUUUUUGAUUACUGGUCAGCUUUAGAAGAGCCACUAUAUGUUGCCAGAGGUUUGGAUGAGGGUUUCUGGAAUCCCAUCAGAUAUUAGGACUGAUUUUCUGACGCUAUGGGGUGUGGGUUCUAUGUUUGGAAAGACAGUAGAAGUGGACAUGGCUUUUACUCGGAAGAACAAGGUGUUGAGAAUCAAGAUUGGUUGUAUUAAUCCAUCUCUUAUUCCUCAAGACUCUGAUCUCUUUAUUAAGAGAGGUUUCUUUAAAUUGCAUUUUGAGGUAGAGAUGGGAACUGGAGAGCAAGACGCUGAUAUGAUCGAAUCCAAUGGGGGUCGGAAAGAUGAUGAUGGUUCAGAUGGGGCGAAGAAAGACAAAGAAGAGGACAAUGAUGGGAAGGGCAAUGAGAUGGACAUGGAUGGAGCAAAUGGGCACACAGACAAGGAGGACUCUAGUACUAUGGAAAUCAAUGAAAAUGAAGGGCAUAAGGGGAAACAAGUUGCCCUGGAACGGUCUGAUAUGGAGUUUAAAUUUGGGACUUUUGUGUCUCAAGUAAAACUCUCAUAUUUGGAUACUGUUUUGGUACUGCCCAAAAUUUUUGGUAGUGAUGCGAAGAGGGUUUCGGAGAACCCUGAUGUUGCUCAGGAGGAGUGUCUACAGUCCCUAUCGAUUGAGAUGGGGCACACAGGAAAUGACAUGGCCGAAACUGAAUCUUUCGCUGCGAAGUCUCCGCUGACGCCAAUGGCUGUUUCAACUCAUUCAACGCCAAUGACAGCCACUGAAACUGUCAAGUGCAUGGGUGUGGAAGAUGAGCCACUACAUAUAGUGCCUGACUCUACGUCAUCAUUGCAUAUGACUAGG
Lolium perenne is the source of this 2875-nucleotide messenger RNA. The record is from RefSeq and is a predicted model, not a curated record. Lineage: Eukaryota; Viridiplantae; Streptophyta; Magnoliopsida; Poales; Poaceae.